This is a messenger RNA of Penicillium bovifimosum, 1071 nucleotides long. RefSeq names its product RNA recognition motif 2. Lineage: Eukaryota; Fungi; Ascomycota; Eurotiomycetes; Eurotiales; Aspergillaceae. The transcript has 10 exons. The record is from RefSeq and is a predicted model, not a curated record. The coding region runs from base 1 to 1071 and encodes 356 amino acids.
AUGGGCAGUUUCCAACACCCUCCUCCGGCCACCCUGAGCGUUUGGAGUUCGUCUCCAUCCUUGCCCACCAACUUUGGCCAACAAAGUCCUGUGAGUCUUCACCAAGGCAACAGCGGUGGGGUGGAGACUUUGCCGACGAUCAGUGAGGACACAGUUGAUUACAAUGAUGGGAUAAUCAGCCUCGAACGAAUCCUACAUGGAUCCGAUCAACGCACCACGAUCAUGACUCGGAACAUUCCGAGAUUUCUUAAUUGCAACCAAGUGAUCGAAGUCUUGAAUCGAACUAGUCGUGGAGCAUACGAUUUCUUGUUCGAAGGCCAUCGCGCCUCAAUUUCGGUUACGCAUUUGUCAACUUUGUGGAUCCUUUGCAUAUUAUUCGCGCCUGGCUGUCAAUCUGCGGAGGAGCCAGUGAAAUUCUGCCAUGCCGUGGUUCAAGGAAAGAAAGAUCUGGUGAACUCAUGCCACCAGAGCUCAGUUAUGACCCGACCUCCUGAGGAGCAACCCAAGGUGUUCUUUACUAGCGGUCGCUUUGCAGGAUCGCAGGCACCUUUUCCUCGCCCAGACGCCGCCAGGUCCCUGCGUGGCGCCCUCACCAGCACCACCCAGCAAGGCCAAGAUACGGUUGCGCCAGGACGACACACCCGGAACCGGUUGAACGUGCACCAGUCAUCUCAAAUGAUCCUUUCUCGCGCAUCUGAUCGUAUUCCCCGUUAUCCCGCUGCAGGAUCAUUGCCCCAGAGUAUCACAGCGGAUUUCUCCACAACCAGGGAGGGCAAUGCAACAAUGCGCCCGUCUGUGGGACGAUCUUUGCCUGGGCACACCCGUUUUGAUCCCCCAUUGGCUGGAGCGGAGCGCGAUCCGCUCCCCUCUACGGCCCAGUCAUUGUUCCAGAACGGUGCUUCUGCGUCCCAGACCGUUGCUCCUGCCUCCCCCUCAGGGGGGCUGGUCGCACUCGCACGCUUAGGCUACCGCUCUUGGGGACGACACAUUCGCUCUUGGGCCCAGAGACGCCGCGCCCAGCGGUCUUCUUCGACCGAAAAGGACACUCCGUCUACGCGGGAGGGCAAAUAG